AUGAACUCAGCUAGAUUUCCUAUUCUUGUUGAGAUGGCUCGUGAUACAUUAGCUGUACCAGUUUCAAGUAUAGCAUCUGAAUCUGCAUUUAAUACGGGAGGAUGUCUUCUUGAUUCAUUUAGGAGUUCAUUGACUCCUAAUUUAGUGCAAGCUCUAGUGUGUCUUCAAGAUUGGUUUCGAAGAGAACUGGAGAAGAAUGUGCUUUCACAAGAAAAGAAAGACGAGCAGAAAGUUGUGGACGCAAUAUGGGAAUUUUCUUAUUUAUGCAAUUUGUUUUUCUGUUAUUAUGCUAUUGUUAGAAUGCCUUCGGCUGAGUUUGGUAGAAUUUACAAAGACCUUAGCAGCAUUGGAGAUACAGUUGUUAUUUUGGUGACAAAUGAAGGUGUAAAAUUCUCAAUCAGAGGUGACAUUGGUACUGCUAAUAUUGUUUGCAAGAAAAAUACAAUUGUUUACAAGCCUGAAGAAGCCACAGUUAUAAAUAUGAAUGAGCCAGUAUCAUUGACAUUUGAGAAUUGUUUGAUUUAA
Molecule: messenger RNA, 525 nt
Organism: Solanum dulcamara
Lineage: Eukaryota; Viridiplantae; Streptophyta; Magnoliopsida; Solanales; Solanaceae
Exons: 5
Coding region: 1-525 (174 amino acids)
Biological process (GO): regulation of DNA replication
Molecular function (GO): protein dimerization activity; DNA binding
Source: RefSeq, a predicted model, not a curated record